AUGGCGGACCCAGCAGAUUUGAACCUGGACGCGCCGAGCGACCUCCAGGACAUUCCUGAGCUGGCCAUGCAAUUGAUUCCCCCGCCUGAGGGAACAUAUCCUGAUAAGAACUCACUGCUCACGGCAGUCCAGUCUCACGGCAAGGCCCAUGGUUACAAUGUGGUCGUCAAAUCCUCCAGUACCCCUACAGAGAAGAAGCCAGGCCGUACCGCUAAGGUGUGGCUGCGUUGUGAUCGUGGUGGACACUACCGACCGCGAAAUGGGCUCACGGAGGAGACGCGCAAGCGGAGGCGGACGUCAAGGCUGAUGGAUUGUCCGUUUAUGUUGGUCGCGGCUGGUUCGCCGGGCAUCUGGACCUUGACGGUGCUAAAUCCAACUCAUAACCAUGGACCUGUCAUUGAGAAGCCUCGCCAGGUAUCUCACCACAAGGUGCGCAAGGGUCAACUACCGGCCCUUCCAUACGAUUGGCCGCACGAUGCAACUUUCACCCCAUACACGACCGCGCUUGUGAUUAUCGACAUGCAAAAAGAUUUUUGUGCGCCUGGUGGAUACAUGGAAUAUCAGGGCUAUGAUAUCUCUGCGGCGCAAGCAUUGAUUCCCAAGCUACACCGGCUUCUAACUACAUUCCGCUCUGAGAGAUUUCCUAUUUACCAUACACGAGAAGGACACCGACCAGAUCUGUCUACUCUUUCAAGCCGGGAGGCAUACCGCUCUCGCAACAAUGCUGCAGGCAUGGGCAUUGGCUCGCAUGGACCACUUGGUCGCCUCCUCAUUCGAGGGGAAGGGGGAUGGAACAUCGUGGACGAACUAAGUCCCUACGCAGACGAACCGGUGAUUGAUAAACCCGGACGCGGUGCAUUUGCGCAUACAGACUUCGAGCUUCUCCUUCGGAAUAAAGGUGUAAAAAAUCUCGUCAUUGCAGGAGUUACUACCGAUGUCUGCGUAUCUACGACGAUGCGCGAGGCCAACGAUCGCGGGUUCGAUUGCGUGGUCUUAGACGACGGUACUUCUGCCGCGGAACCAUCUCUCCAUAACAGCACGAUGGAAUCUAUCAAGAUGGAGGGUGGCAUCUUUGGAGCUGUGGCUAAGAUUGAGGACGUAGUGCAUGCAGUUGAAAACUUCAAAUCCGUCACUAUGAAGAAGCUGGCUCCUCAGAUGACGGGUUAA
Messenger RNA from Penicillium angulare, 1167 nucleotides. RefSeq names its product cysteine hydrolase family protein. The coding region runs from base 1 to 1167 and encodes 388 amino acids. Lineage: Eukaryota; Fungi; Ascomycota; Eurotiomycetes; Eurotiales; Aspergillaceae. The transcript has 4 exons. The record is from RefSeq and is a predicted model, not a curated record.